ACAUUUUACAUCAUUUUUGCUUUCUCUCCAGCUCCAGUGGAACUAGUUUUGUAAAAUUUUAUCGAACUUUUCUUAAAAAUACGUUUAAUAGCUUUAAAGAUCUCACUGCAAACAAAAAAAUCAUUCCGAUAUCGAAAUAUAAGUGAUGAUGAUUGGUACUCCUUCGAAUAAACUUUGAGCUGUAGAAAAGAAUCUGUAAUACUGAUAACUAAUACGAGUCAUUUCCUCAAUUCUGUGCAUCAUAGCCAGGAAAUAUAAAGCCAUUUCAUUAUGGCCAGUCCUCGAACUAGACGAGUGCUGAGUGAUUUAAAGCCCAAUAAUGAUAAUACUAAAUGUUUCGAAUGUGGAACCCACAACCCGCAGUGGGUGUCGGUAACAUACGGAAUUUGGAUUUGCCUAGAAUGCUCCGGUAAGCAUCGUGGACUAGGUGUACAUCUUUCAUUCGUGCGUUCAGUAUCAAUGGAUAAAUGGAAGGACAUUGAACUCGAAAAAAUGAAAGUCGGUGGAAAUAAAAAUGCUCGAGUUUUCUUCGACAAUCAAGAUGAUUGGGAUGAUACACUGCCCAUCCAGAAAAAGUACAAUACACGUGCAGCAGCUUUGUAUCGGGAUAAAAUAUCUACCCUUGCUCAGGGAAAAAGUUGGGACCAAGCAUCUGCUUUGGAGCGAACAAAAGACGGUUUUUCGACUUCUCACUUAAACAGCAGCAGUGGUUUAACGCACUCGAGAAGCAGCGGAUCUGUUCAAUCAGCUGGUUAUUCUGCUACUUCUGGAGGUUACCAGAACGGAGGAGGUUAUCAGGAUAUGGGCUAUCAGCAGUUCAAUACGGCGGAGUUCAAAUCUCAGAAGGAAGAAUUUUUCAGUCGCAAACAAGAGGAAAAUGCUUCUCGACCAGAUCACUUACCUCCCAAUCAAGGAGGUAAAUACGCCGGCUUCGGCUACUCUAGAGACCCUCCGCCGCGAAGUCAAUCGCAUGAGUUGUUCGAUUCGGUGCAGUCAUCGUUGGCAAGUGGAUGGAACGUUUUCUCUAAGGUGGCUAAUGUUGCCAAGGAGAAUGCUUUAAAGUAUGGAAGCAUAGCCUCGCAAAAGGUAGUUGAGGUUUCUGGUACAGUUACCGAUAAGGUAAAAGAAGGAACACUCCUGGAAGGAGUUGGUACACAGGUUACAAGCUUAGCUAGCAAGGUUGGAGAAGUUGGUCGCAUAGGAUGGAGCAAUCUUAGCGGAACAAGUAAUUACAGUGCUACAGGUGGUAGCGAUCAAUACGACCAUUUUCCAUCAAAUUCCGGGUCUAAUAGUGCCACCGACAGUUACCAACGAUCUGCUUCGAAUGGAAAGUUGAGCAGUUAUGGUGGCAAUGGCGGUGGCGGUACAAACUGGAGCUCGUGGAACAACGAUAACAAUUCCAACGCGGUGAAGUCAUAUCAAAAUCCAGAAAACGACGAUCAAGAGUGGACUGGUUUUGAAUCUCACGUGGCUAAUAAAUCUUCGAGUGAUAAUGACCAUCAGAAUGCUUCCUUGAUAACAACGAGUAUGUCCAACGAUGUCAGAAAUCAAAACUCAACAAGUUCUGGCACCUUAAAACCGAAGCAUACUGCAUCGUUGGAAAGUGAUUUUGCAUCGUUAGAUGUGAAAAGCAGAGCUGUUAGUAAGAGAAAUAAUAAUCCUGCCGAAGAAGAUUUAUGGAACAUGUUGAGCAACUAGAAGAAUUUUAAACUCGCUCUGGAAAUUGCAAAUCAUUUUAUCAACUUAAUUAUGUUAUAUGCGCAUGCAUGGGAUGCCGAUGAUAUUUUUUUGUAUUUUUUUACUCUUAGUAGGGACUAUGCAAACAAGGCGCAAUUAUUUUACUGCUAUCUCAUAUAUUUGUUGGUUUUAGUAAAUGAAAAACCUUAUGAUCAGUGGAAGUUUGUUGAACGGUAGUUGAAAGUACAGCAGAUGGUAGAAAAAUUGUCAGCGAAAAUAGAUAUAUAAAACAAUAGAACAAUAGCAAAGGUAAAAUCCAUCAUAUAUUUAUAUAAUGAGCGAGUAGUAUAAAACAAUGUAGCAUUCUAUAAAGUAUAGUGCAUAUAUGUCUUAAAGACAA
Molecule: messenger RNA, 2077 nt
Organism: Wyeomyia smithii (pitcher-plant mosquito)
Lineage: Eukaryota; Metazoa; Arthropoda; Insecta; Diptera; Culicidae
Gene: ArfGAP1
Product: ADP-ribosylation factor GTPase-activating protein 1
Exons: 6
Coding region: 271-1698 (475 amino acids)
Biological process (GO): regulation of ARF protein signal transduction; regulation of endocytosis
Cellular component (GO): Golgi membrane
Molecular function (GO): GTPase activator activity
Source: RefSeq, a predicted model, not a curated record